AUGCCCCCUCGCUCCCGAGCUACGUCUAGCCCCAAAAGAGUGAAGGCAAAGUGCAAAGUCGCAGAAUCUGAUAUCACAGCAGUCACUGGGCAAGGAAAGAAGGUGCGGGCAGCAGAUAAAGCUGGUUUGGUGUCGCUGCAGCUAACUUCCGAUAUCAACGCUCCAAUUCGUCGUUCUGGUCGCCCUGGUGCAGGUACAGGUGGAAGGAAUGCUCAACUAGAGAAAGUUGGUGCAGUUCUGGAGGCCCCAACACGGACAAACCUACCUAAGGGCUCCACGACCCUCACACCAAAUAUCUCAGCAAACCCUCUUGCUCCUGAACCACGUCGAAAAGGCCGUGGCCAUCCACCAAAGCCUCCUCCGCCGUAUAGUAUCGCAGACAGUACAGGCUCUGCUGUCGCAAGUUCCCGUAGGAAAGGAAAGAAAGCCAAGACAUCUUCUGCCCCCUACUCACAAGUUGAACCGGGUGUCACUCACGAGCCAAGCCAUGCAUCAUUGCAACCGAGUUUGUCGUUGCGCGAAAUGGGUGGACACUUUGGAUUUCAAAUACCUCAAGGCAACCCACCAAUCGUACCACCUGGAACAGAGCCAGAUCUGCAAGCAAUCAACAAUCCUUAUAUGACAAUGACUAAGAAAGAUGCUGAGAAUCAUGCCCGCAGCGCUGCGCAAAGCCUUACUGGAGGCCAUCAGUCUUCUUCCAGUGGGCCAUCCAAUCUUCUGCGAUCAGUGUCAGCUUUACCGGUAGCUACCUUAGGCUUACCUUCACGUCCUUUGUCCAGUGCGCGGGUCCUUCUGACUUUUUCCGAGGAACAUUUGGAUCCGUCUCUACGAACGGUCAGUUAUGAGCAUAGGACUAACAUCUCCUUGCAACAUCCCAAUUCCGAAGAUUCAAAUACUUCAAGCUCUGAUGAAAGUAGUGCGAGUGGUGAAGAUAGUGAUGAUCCUGCUAAUAUUGAUAAUGCUGGUGAAAGGGAGUUUGGUUGGGCUGAGGUUGGCGGGCGCCAUAGUGCGCACCCAGGUUUUUCUCGGGAACCAGAACCUUCCCCGGUCCAUGCUACCUCCAUUCUUGCUCCCGACUUCGAAUUUCAAUACUCCCGCGACGAUGAUGACAUGAAUGCCAAGCAAGCAUUAGCUUUCAACAGUCCAUUGAGUAAUGAGGGUGCCCCGGAGGGUGCUCAAUGUGCCCCCGAAGUCUCUGAGCUCGGUUCUCAGGUGCGGCAUCAGUCUGUCGACGUAUCUCAAGGUAUUCAGGAAUCUGAUGGCUCUCAGCCUGAAGAUGUAGCUGACGACGUCUUAGAGCUCUUAUGCCAUGUAGCCAGGAAAAAGGAUCUGACGAACGAUGAGGAUCCGGACGACAAGCAGCAACCAGCUAAAGGCAGACAUGGGCCGAAACCCACACAGCUGUCGUUCUACCCAGCCCACUGGAAGAAUUUCCUCGAGGACGCCAAAGGAGUGUGUCGUGCACAACAUGCACUAGAGAACCCGUUCCCAGCUCUUGUUAAGGACUCACCGGGUUCUAUCGCUGAGGCCCUUCUAGCUGUUCUUGUUCAGUGGGAUGAAGCCGGUAAACAAUUUGAACCUGGUUAUUGGCCUGGUCACAAGCCCGAUAUGGCAAAGCUCAUAAGUGUAUUGUCAUUGGCUUUUUCUCGUUAUUUCCUCAUACUUCCUGGCAUCCAGUUAUAUGAAGAUCUCUCGACAUGGCGCUCUGAGCUCAAGAAGAAUGUCGUUGUGAUUGCCUCAACCAUACCUGGUCUCAUGCCCCCGUCAAACAUCCCACCUCAAGAACGUGCUUCGUGGGUAGAAGGUGCAGCUGCCGGGCUAAAGGCGGGCUCGAAGUUUCUAUGCGAUGGUGUGGAUGAACAGGCACUGCAGGGAAAAACGCGAAACUUUGCCAACCCUGUGCUUCGUGAUACCAUCAUCACGUUCAUGUACACUGGCCCAUAUAGAAUUGUUCGAAGACAUCCAGACAUUUUCAGCAAGCAGUUGCCGUUGUCAUGCUUGGCUUUAGUCUGUGCUGCGUUCGUUUGUGUUCUCGAUGGCCUCAUCAAAAACGGCAGUGGACAAUCGUUCCCGAAAUUCACCGCCAAGGAAUAUGGCCUGACCUACAAAUAUGCACUGAAGUCACUCGAACAUAUCAUGAGAGACCCUUAUCAUGGUCCCAAGCUGGUCGAGCAGCUCCAAUCGUGGGCUGAGGCUGGAUGGCAAGGAUAUACUCUCGUCCAAUGA
Suillus plorans is the source of this 2226-nucleotide messenger RNA. RefSeq lists its product as uncharacterized. The transcript has 10 exons. Lineage: Eukaryota; Fungi; Basidiomycota; Agaricomycetes; Boletales; Suillaceae. Bases 1 to 2226 code for a protein of 741 amino acids. The record is from RefSeq and is a predicted model, not a curated record.